Mucor mucedo is the source of this 2370-nucleotide messenger RNA. RefSeq lists its product as uncharacterized. The transcript has a single exon. Lineage: Eukaryota; Fungi; Mucoromycota; Mucoromycetes; Mucorales; Mucoraceae. The record is from RefSeq and is a predicted model, not a curated record. Bases 110 to 2302 code for a protein of 730 amino acids. Gene Ontology annotation, molecular function: protein binding.
UAUUUAAAAAGUUGUCACAAGGGGAAAAAAAUAAUAUAAAUAACAACUUUGCUGUGUUAUUGUUUUCAACUGUAUUAUACGACUUACAUUCAGCCACUGGUUUUUAUAGAUGCGUCCUGCUCUGUCCUUUUCAUCGAGAAGAGCGAAACCUUCAAACUGCUUAUUAAAACAAUGCGAAAUUGAAAGAAAUAAACGAUCCUUUUUGACAUGUGCAACAAAAACAACACCCACCACAGCUAAAAGACCCCAGUUACCGGCACUGUGGUUUUUAGUAACAAGGUCCAGCUCAUCACAGGCCUCAUUAAAACAAGUCAAGAAUACCGAGAAUGCUACCAAAAAAUUUCAUCCACGUUCAAUGAACAAGGAGACGAAUCUCGACAGCCUACUCCUUUUCUUAUCCACUUGCUCACUUACACCCAAAGAAAUAUUCAAAUCACUCAGAACCGCACUUUAUAAUACCACUCAAUAUGAUUCCAAAAAAGCAUGGUUGAUUUACCAAAGUAUGGUUCACUAUCAAGUAGACAAAUACUUAAAACCCAACAAUUAUGGAUUUCUGUUGUGCGUAUUAAAAUAUGGCGAUUCAGUUCCGCAGAUGUUGACCGUAUUAGAGAACAUGAAAAGUCACCCUGGCGAAGAUUCUUUUCCUUCAGCCUACCACCUAUCUCAAGUACUUUUUGCGAUGAGUCGAUACGGCCUUGUACAGGAAGCCUGUGAUAUUGUCAGAUUAACAACGGCGAAAGCGGAUAGUUCUGGUAACAUCGACUCGUACCCAACAGCGAAUCAUUAUCACUCUUUGGUGAUUGCGCUCAAGAACAGCAAGUCGAUAGAUUCAAAAUCAAUAGAAUCAGUGUCAAAAUUAAUGGUAGAUGGUAUGGAAAAAAGAGAUAUAUUACUCCAUAACUCAACCCUUUCGACCAUGCUCAGCCUGUUCUCGUCACAACAACAAUCCAAGCUACAGUUCUUAAAGGCAAUGGAUCUUGUCAACAGUAAAAAUCAACAUACACAAAAAUCGCAUCCUUACAAUGAGUAUAUUUACACCUCGCUUAUAUCGGGAUUCGCACGGCAAGGAGACAGUGAGAGCGCUAAACGACUGUUCGAUGAAAUGAAGAAACAUAAAAUACCACCAAAUCAAGUAACGUUUGCUGCAUUGAUGGAAGCAUACAGUAAGGCAGGCGACUUUACGUCGGCAAUUCGAUUAUUGACAGAUCACCAAAGAAGAUAUCGCAAAUUAUCUAAUCAUAUGGUCACAUCGCUUCUGGUGAAUGCGAUCCGACAUAACAAUUUGACAGUAGCUGAAAAUACCGCCAAAUUUGUUGCCUGUAAAAAAAUGAAGAUAAAGGAUAUGGAUAAUAUGACAAGGACGGCUUUAAUCUGGCUUAAAACAAAGCAAAAUGUGGAUGACGCUAGAAAGAAGUUCGAUGAACUGUAUGAAUUGGAUAAGGAUCUAGUUAAUCAUAUCAUGACAAACCAUUUAGUGAUUGGGUAUGGGCUGAAAAAUGACAAGGAAAACGUGAUCAAGAGUUAUAAUUUAAAUCGAAAGAUGCGUCCAGCCACUACAGCAGAACAAAUGAGAUCAAACCACCAUUUAACAAACGCGAUGUUCCAUUGUCGUGAUGUACCUGCAGCUCUAGGUGUGUUUGCUUCCAUGCGAAGUCAAGAUAUACCUGACGAUGUGACAUUGGCCAUGGUGAUCCAAGGUUUAAUUCUGAAUAACGAAAACAAUCUGGCCUGGAGAUUAUUCAAGACUUUACAAUCGGAUGGCAUCGAACCGAAUUUACACGCAUAUACGAGUGUUCUCAAAUUACUCGGACAUCGUGAUGUGGAUAUCAAAAAGAAACAAAAUGAUGUUGGAGUAGAUUCUGAUCUGGCUUUAUCAGCCGGAAUCCGAUCACCUAGCUUGGACUAUUUACAUUCAACAGUACCAAGCACGACUGAAGCCCUAAGCUUAUUCCGUCGUAUGACUGGCUUUCAACAGCCCAAUGUCUAUACUUAUACCACUCUCAUUUCAUGCUUUGCAAAAUACAAUAUCUCUCGUGCCAUCAGUAUAUUCGACCAUAUGUGUGCAACAGGAGUAAGCCCGACCGUAGAAACAUAUACGUCUAUCUUACAAGGUUGCGCAAUAUUCAGAAAUAGUCAAAUGGCACUUAGUGUGUUUAACCAUAUGUGUGAAAGUCGCAUAGAACCUAAUGCUGUGACUUGGAGAUACCUGUUGAAGUCUUUAUUAAGGUCUCGUAUCGAUAAAUCCCAAAUUGAUAAAAUAGCUGAAAUGGCAAAGAAAGCUUUAGACAAAAAAGUAGAUUAAUUACACAUUAGAAUCCCCUUUUAAAAUAAUAAAAUUACACUUGUACAUUAGAUAUUUAAAAAUAAAAU